This is a messenger RNA of Paramacrobiotus metropolitanus, 2981 nucleotides long. RefSeq names its product AMP deaminase 2-like. Gene Ontology annotation, cellular component: cytosol. The record is from RefSeq and is a predicted model, not a curated record. The coding region runs from base 308 to 2848 and encodes 846 amino acids. The transcript has 11 exons. Gene Ontology annotation, biological process: IMP salvage; AMP metabolic process. Gene Ontology annotation, molecular function: AMP deaminase activity. NCBI's taxonomy places the organism in Eukaryota, Metazoa, Tardigrada, Eutardigrada, Parachela, Macrobiotidae.
GCUUAUUCAUAUUAAUAUAUGCAAUUAUAUAAUUAUUUUAUAAAUAUAUAAUCAGCUAUUGAUAAUCUUGUCAUUUUGCUUUCCGGUGCCCAGGAUUGAAUCAGAGCUGAAUCUGCAAUCGGCGCGAGAGCGCGGCCAUCAAAAUGCCGGCAGCACUGCCAGUCUGCCGGUCUUCGGGCGGCCACGCACCAGCCGCUCGGCGUCGCUGGCCGGCAUCGGCGGGCUACCCAGCGGCAACAUUUUCAGCACGCUGUACCGCGGCGGCGCCGCAUCCGGCAGCGCUGCAUCGGCUACCUGUCUCUACCUGAUGGCCGGCGACGAGGAGCAGGCACCACCGCCUCCAGGUGCGCCCUCCCAACCGCCCCGUCGGUCCGGUUCGCGACGCGGCCGGCUGCAUUCCGCGACCGACCAGUUGGAGCCGGAAUUCGGGGCCGGCGAGGCGGAAUGGCAGGCGGAGCCGUCCAGUUCCGGGGAGCCGGCCGUGUUCGUGGGGGCCGUGUCCAAGUCGCACUCGGGCUCCGUCGGGAUGAGCCGCACGGGCACCGCCCACUCCCAUCUGACGGCGGACGGCGAAACUCGGACGCCGAAUUUGGAGCCGGAGUUCCAGCGCGUCACCGUUAUGCAUCCAGCGGUGGACGGGCGCUUGACCGCCGAUGAGGCAUCGAUCUCGGAGGACCUGCACCGGUCGGCGCAUCUCCUGGUGGAGGCCAUCGCCUGCCGCUACCACUACAUGCAGCAGUCGCACCAGUCUUUCUACCCCACCACCGAGCGCUUUCUCAAGGGCCUGCAGAGUAAUCAACGCGUGGCGCGGCGGCUGGCCCGUCCAAGUGCUGCCGCUGCCUCCUACCAGCGCCGGCAGUCCGCGUUUGAGCGCCACAACGCCGAGGGAGCGGGAACGGCGAGCGGCAGUCCCCGCAGCGAGAAGGACCCCUUCAGCUGCCCGCUCCUGUCCCCCGCCGGCUGCCACGUCCACUUUCACGAAGGCGUCUUUCAGGUGCGCUGUCCGCCGGACGCGCCCGUUCUCGGCCGGCGGCCCAGUCAGGACUCCACAGAGGCCGAGGGCAUCACGCUGUCUCUCAGCGGUCCGUCCUUCGAUGAAGCAGACGGAGAGGGGCGGGCGACCGGCGACACCCCGCUGGUGCAGGUGGAGCGCAACCAGUUCCUGCGCGACUUCACCGCGCUCUACCGCAUGAUCAUCGACGGUCCGCUGAAGUCAUUCUGCUUCCGGCAGCUGAACUACCUGCAGAACAAGUUCCAUCUGCACUGCAAUCUGAACGAGAACCGCGAGAUGGCCGCGCAGAAGAGCAUCCCGCACCGCGACUUCUACAACAUCCGCAAGGUGGACACGCACAUCCACGCGGCUUCGUGCAUGAACCAGAAGCACCUGCUGCGCUUCAUCAAGAAGACGAUGAAGACCAGCCCGCUGGACGCCGUCUGCCUGGACCCGGCCACCGGCCGGCCGCUGACCCUGGCCGAGGUGUUCGCGCGCAUGCAGCUGACCACCUACGACCUCACCGUGGACAUGCUGGACGUGCACGCCGACCGCAACGCCUUCCACCGCUUCGACAAGUUCAACGCCAAGUACAACCCCAUCGGGCAGAGCAUCCUGCGCGACAUCUUCAUCCGCACCGACAACUACAUCCACGGCAAGUACUUCGCGCAGAUAUUGAAGGAGGUGAUGGCGGAUCUGGAGGAGAGCAAGUACCAGAACGCCGAGCUGCGGCUGUCCAUCUACGGGAUCAACAUGGAGGAAUGGGACCGGCUGGCCGAGUGGGCGGUUAGCAACCGCGUCCACUCCGAGAAUGUCCGCUGGCUCAUUCAGAUCCCGCGUUUGUAUGACGUGUACAAAGCCAGCGGCCUGGUCAGCAACUUUCAGGAGAUGCUGCGCAACAUCUUCCAGCCGCUCUUCGAGGUCACCGAGAAUCCCGCCAGCCAUCCGAACUUGCACCAGUUCCUGCAAUACGUGGUGGGCUUCGAUUCAGUAGACGACGAGUCGAAGCCGGAGCACAGUCCCUUCCACCUGGCCUCACCGCUGCCCGCCCAGUGGGACGGCAGCGAGAACCCGCCCUACGCCUACUACCUCUUCUACAUGCACGCCAACCUGGCCUCCCUCAACGCCUUCCGCGCCUUGAGAGGCCUCGACACCUUCGCACUGCGUCCCCACAGCGGCGAGGCCGGGCCUGUCCAGCACCUCUUGGCCGGGUUCCUUCUGACUGAGAGCAUUUCCCAUGGUUUAUUACUGAGAAAGGUGCCGGUGCUGCAGUACCUGUACUACCUGACGCAGAUCGGGAUCGCCAUGAGUCCGCUGAGCAACAACUCGCUCUUCCUCAGCUACCACCGCAACCCCCUCCCCGACUACCUGGCGCGCGGCCUCAACAUCUCCCUCUCCACCGACGACCCGCUCCAGUUCCACUUCACCAAGGAGGCGUUGAUGGAGGAGUACAGCAUCGCGGCGCCCAUCUGGAAAUUGAGUUCGACGGACCUGUGCGAGCUGGCCAAGAACUCGGUGCUGCAGAGCGGCUUCUCCACGGCGGUGAAGCAGAGCUGGCUGGGCGCCGACUACCUGGAGGAGGGCGUCAACGGCAACGACAUCUCCCGCACCAACGUCCCCGACAUCCGCGUCGCUUUUAGAUACGAGACGCUCUUCGACGAGCUGCGCACCCUCUUCGACACCGUCAUGGACCACCACCACCCGCCCGCCAACGGGGGGCCGGCCGCCGAGCGGAAGCCGGUCAAGACGGCCGGCGACGCCCUCACGCACACGCAGACGCACGUACAGGGCACCGCAGGCGGGCGCCGACGCGACAAAGAGACGCCGAUUCUGGCGAAACAUUUUCCGCUGGUUUAGUUUCGUUCCCGGUGUUUUUGCGAUGAUAAAAACAGAAAUUGUGCUUAUAGCUUAUUUAAAGCGAUAAAAUUGCUAAUUUUGUUUAUGUGCCAAAUUUUAUUCACACUGUUGCCACAGAACGAUUUAUUUACAA